UCAUCUCCGCGUUCUCCGUGACUGUCGAAGAGCAAUGGCGGCGAGCCGGGGAUCUUCUUCGAGAUGGGUUUUCAGCCGGGAGCAGCUCGAAAGCACGCCGUCUCGCCGAUGCGGAGUAGAACCGGACCGAGAGCUGUCUUACCGGCAACAAGCGGCGAAUCUGAUCCAAGACAUGGGACAGAGACUCAAUGUCUCUCAACUAACUAUAAAUACAGCAAUUGUUUACAUGCAUAGAUUUUACAUGCACCACUCGUUCACCAAAUUUCACAGGAAUACAAUAUCUCCUACGACGCUAUUUUUGGCCGCCAAAGUGGAAGAACAGCCACGGAAACUGGAAUAUGUGAUUAAAGUGGCGCACGCCUGCUUAAACCCCCAAGAAUCACCUCUUGACACUAAGAGUAAUGCCUACCUCCAGCAAGCUCAAGAGCUGGUGAUACUUGAAUCCAUAGUGCUGCAGACGCUUGGCUUUGAAAUUACUAUUGAUCACCCACACACUGAUGUGGUGAAAUGUUCCCAGCUAGUGCGAGGUAGAAGCUUCUUUCUUUGCUUUUUGUGCCCUCUGCUCUUAUCUACGUCCGCCUCUGAAAAUAGGCGCGUGGACCCGCGACAGCCCGAUGACUUGAUUGCUCACCUUGGAAUACAUUUUGACUUUGUUGGCUGACGAUUGGACGCUCGAGACGCACGCGAGGCCAAGUCCAAGACCGAAUUGGAAGCAUUUGCGCUCAUGUCGCAGUGAUACUUUGUGCUACAGUGACUCGGAUCACGCCGAUACAGGAUGUCGCAAUGGUCGCCGUCCUCUUCCGUUUUUCUAUUUUAUUUUCAGGCAUCAUUUGGCCUGCCUUAGGCUUUUAGGCCUUUGUAAGAAUGGCCUCAACUUGCCCCUGGCUCGCCAGUUAAAGUUGAAACAAUGUUGCAGAUUGUGGCAGCAGGUUUUGCAGCUCGGUGCCCGUUUGAGGAGCGUUUUAGCUGUCGCGCUUCUCCGUAGGACAAUUUAUGCUAUCCGUGGCAAGUUUCUCGAAACAGGAUUUAUUUUUGGCACAUGUGGCCCAAUUGUAAAAUCAGCCCGGCGUCAACUUUGUGCCACUCACAAGAAAGUGUCAGCGCGACCAAAUUAUAAUUUGUGCUUCUUUUCCAUUUUGGUCUUGGCCGAAUGCUUUUCAAUGGGCGUCAAAGCACAAAGGAAAAAAAAAACGACGUGUGAUUUUUCUCGCAAAUCAAAAGAACGCAGACGGCACAAAAGCAAACGCUUUCCCGUUGUUGUUGUUUUUGGAGUUAACGAAAUUGUAACGACUUUCCCCUGUCAUGUGGUUUGUCUUUGUGUCUCCCACAGCGAGCAAGGAUCUGGCACAGACUUCUUAUUUCAUGGCUACCAACAGGUUGUUAUCCUGCCCCUCCUUUGUUGCACUUUGACUGCACACCGUUGCUUCCCGUAAUGCAGGGUACCCUUUCAGUGUCCAACGGGCCCUCCUUGCGACGGUGGCUGUCGGGAUGCCGGCCUGCGGCCCGCCGCCGCCCUCCCUCCUUGCAAAAGGGGGAGGGCGGGACGGGGGCUGCUGGCUUGUGGCGUUCCCGGCCCCGGUCGCGGUGCGGUGUAUUGUACAAGGGACCAUGUGUUGGCACCGAUGGGUUGAAUGCAAGAUGCGAAGUGUAGUGGUGCGCUUGAAACGCCACAUGUUUAUUCGGUUGCGAAAAAGUGCAGAGUUCGAAAAGACACUUUGGUAGCCUGAAUAGCCGCGAAAGAUUUCACAGAUGUAAACAUUUCUCAUAGAGGCCCUUCCGGUAAGUACCGCAAAAUCUUUUUUUUUUUU
Messenger RNA from Hippocampus zosterae (dwarf seahorse), 1808 nucleotides. RefSeq names its product cyclin-T2-like. The transcript is spliced from 5 exons. Gene Ontology annotation, cellular component: cyclin/CDK positive transcription elongation factor complex; nucleus. Gene Ontology annotation, biological process: positive regulation of DNA-templated transcription, elongation; regulation of transcription by RNA polymerase II. The coding region runs from base 35 to 661 and encodes 208 amino acids. Gene Ontology annotation, molecular function: cyclin-dependent protein serine/threonine kinase activator activity. Lineage: Eukaryota; Metazoa; Chordata; Actinopteri; Syngnathiformes; Syngnathidae. The record is from RefSeq and is a predicted model, not a curated record.